Oryzias melastigma (Indian medaka) is the source of this 1868-nucleotide messenger RNA. RefSeq lists its product as uncharacterized. Gene Ontology annotation, molecular function: nucleic acid binding; hydrolase activity; metal ion binding. The transcript is spliced from 2 exons. The record is from RefSeq and is a predicted model, not a curated record. Bases 6 to 1646 code for a protein of 546 amino acids. Lineage: Eukaryota; Metazoa; Chordata; Actinopteri; Beloniformes; Adrianichthyidae.
CAACCAUGAUCCUUUGGGCUUCCAUCACCGUCUGCAUCCUGUGGACCUUCCACACACAGGCUGAAGUGGUUAGCAGUUUUCAGAGCUGCCCUCAGUUUUUUUACAGAGGCAGAGAACCUGAAGGCUUUGACCAAAAUGCUACGAGGAUUUGCCAGAAGAUGACAGCAGAUGGACAGUUUUCCUUUGCCACUCUUUAUUCUGCGUCCCACAGGGUCCCUGUGUUCAGCGCCUACACGUUCCAUUAUCACUGCGAAGUCAGCCCGGAGCAGCGCAGAAGUGGAGGCUCCUUUAUUGAACCACAGCUCUCAGAUCCCACAUAUCCAGUUUAUAUGGACGAAGAAAGAAACCACAACCUUGAAUCCAUUAAAGCCAGACAAGCAAUUACAGAAGAUUACAGCGAAAGUAGUUAUGACAGAGGUCACCUGAAGCCAAGCAGCUUCCAGUGUAACAAAGGACACAGUGCCACCUCCACUCUUACCAACAGCGCCCCCAUGGAUCCCACCUUCAGCAGAGUCUCAUGGAGACGAUGGGAGCAUUUAGUGAGAGUGAUUUUAGAGUCACAAAGUCCAUCUGGUACUGCCUACCUGGUGACGGGGACUGUGCUUGGUAACACUCAGAUCCCGAAGCAGAUUUCCAGCAGGCGCACUGAAGAGGACCUGAACAGGGUGACAGUCCCCUCACAUGUUUGGACAGCUGUGUGCUACGUCCAUCCAACUGACCCAGAAGAGUCAUUCUCCUUCGGCGUCUUUGGUGAAAACAAGGCAGAUGGCGGCAUUUUUCUCAUCUCAAUGCUAGAGCUCACACAAACCCUGCGCCAGCUUCAUGACAGCAAAUUGUUAAAGAUUUUUGCAGACGACUGCUUUUUUACGGAGCCUAAAUCUGAGGAAACCAUCAAAAUGGUAAAACAUCAGCUUAGCCAGCAGCAGAGAAACCCCAUGACUUCUCCAGAUGAAAAAAUGUUCCUUAAUUCCGUUGCUACAAGAACAUCUCACCCUGCAGCUAAAGUACAGGAAACAGAGAGCAAUGUGGAGCUGGUGUAUAAGGAUGAGUACACAUGGCUUAUGGGGCAGGAAGACAUUAAGGCACUCACCGGACUGGCUUGCUCUCUAUCUGCACCCUGCUCUGUACACGAGGAGCCACGGCGCAGAAAGAGGCAAGCAUCCGAAGGAACAGUUUGCAAACUUGUUUCUGAGAAAACUAACAAAUGUGUCUCACCUUGUUUCUACGACGAAAAAACUGCUGGAUACUUCUGCUCCACAAGUACCUCUACCAUGCCCUGCACACCGACCUACUCUGACGUGACAAUACGGGGAGUAAAGUGCCGCACAGACCACACCUGUGGCAAGCACGGCUACAAAUACUACUGGUGCUACACGGACGACAGCUGGGAUUAUUGUAGCCCUCCUCAGCCUCUAGGGUUGACUGUUAAUGGUAAGCGCUGCAGCGUCCAGCGAAACUGUGCUGCGUAUGGUUACGAUUAUUACUGGUGUCGAACUGACGAUGGUUAUUGGGAUUUUUGCUGUCCAAAAGCUGAUUGCUUCACUGCUUUGAAUGGUAAGACCUGUAAGCAAAGCAGUCCAUGUGCAACACACAAAUAUAAAUAUUUCUGGUGCUACACCACAGAUGGCAGCUGGGAUUAUUGUUAGAGUAGUAAUGGAGGCCUGGAAGAGACCAUCUACUUACCAUAACAAUGUGAUUGACCAGCUCCACUUGAGUGUGUUUGUAGCUCAGCUUAAAACUAAGCUCAGAAAUUCAAUUUUAUUCUUGACCAUUCAAAACUCAGAAGUUCUUACUGUCUAUCUUCCAGAUAAAACUUUGUGGUGUAACAGUAUGAAUAACUUGAAUAAAGCUCCAGAUUCUGUGGUUGA